Messenger RNA from Neolamprologus brichardi, 500 nucleotides. The record is from RefSeq and is a predicted model, not a curated record. Lineage: Eukaryota; Metazoa; Chordata; Actinopteri; Cichliformes; Cichlidae.
GGAAGUAUUUUUGGCGGCUAACUCGAGAGAAGCACCUAGUAUCUCUCCGUCCUGCUCAGAUUCAUCGUUUCUGGAGGGGCCUUCCUCCUAAUCUGGACAGUGUGGAUGCUGUGUACGAGAGACCAGGGGACCACAAAAUCGUGUUUUUCAAAGGUUUAAAAUACUGGGUUUUUAAAGACAAUAAUGUAGAAGAGGGUUACCCUCGUCCAAUCAGCGACUUUGGCUUGCCACUGGAAGGAGUGGACGCCGUCUUUGUUUGGCUGCACAACGACAAAACCUACUUUUUUAAGGACAACCGCUACUGGCGCUACGAUGACCACUUGCGACGUAUGGACCUGGGCUACCCUAAAGACAGCUCACUAUGGAAGGGGCUGCCUCCCCACCUGGAUGAUGCCAUGAGGUGGUCUGAUGAAAAUCCCCCAGUCAUCGCUGCAGAUGGACGCCCCGCCUUCAGCCUGAUUCUGCUGGAAGUUUCUUCCUGUUAAAAUGGAGUUUUUCCU